Populus nigra (black poplar) is the source of this 634-nucleotide messenger RNA. RefSeq lists its product as uncharacterized. Gene Ontology annotation, cellular component: mitochondrion. The transcript has a single exon. Lineage: Eukaryota; Viridiplantae; Streptophyta; Magnoliopsida; Malpighiales; Salicaceae. The record is from RefSeq and is a predicted model, not a curated record. Bases 42 to 500 code for a protein of 152 amino acids. Gene Ontology annotation, molecular function: 2 iron, 2 sulfur cluster binding. Gene Ontology annotation, biological process: P450-containing electron transport chain.
CACACUGUAAAAUAGAGGAAGAAGCACCCAAACACAAAGAAAUGGCAAUAUCAACUCUCAACAGACUCUCCUCUCAAUUCAACCGCCUCCCUUCUCUCUCUCCCUUCACCAAAUCUCUUCUCACCCGCUCCUUUGCCAAAGUCGCUGACAGAAUCGUGAAGCUCUCCGCGAUCGACCCGGACGGUCAGAAACGAGAGAUCGUAGGGCUCUCAGGUCAAACUCUUCUCAAAGCCCUAGCAAACAACGGCCUAAUCGACCCAGCUUCGCACCGCCUGGAGGAGAUCGAAGCUUGCUCCGCCGAGUGCGAGGUCAACAUCGCGCAGGAAUGGCUUGAGAGGCUGCCCCCGAGAUCUUAUGACGAGGAGUAUGUGUUGAAGAGGAAUUCGAGAACUAGGGUUUUGAACAAGCAUUCAAGGUUGAGCUGUCAGGUUGUGCUUACCCAGGAUCUCCAAGGUAUGGUCGUUGCUGUCCCUGAGCCUAAGCCUUGGGAUAUUCCGUAAUUUGAAUGUGCUAACUUUGUUUGGGAUUAAAUUUUGAAUAAUGUGCACAUUUGAAAUGUUUUCUUGUUUUGAUUCUGUUGGGUAUCUGUAAGACUUUCCUUCAAUUGGGCUUCCUAUGAAUUUAUUUCUUUGAA